Molecule: messenger RNA, 522 nt
Organism: Nasonia vitripennis (jewel wasp)
Lineage: Eukaryota; Metazoa; Arthropoda; Insecta; Hymenoptera; Pteromalidae
Exons: 1
Coding region: 1-522 (173 amino acids)
Molecular function (GO): RNA-DNA hybrid ribonuclease activity; nucleic acid binding
Source: RefSeq, a predicted model, not a curated record
AUGAUCCCGCGCUUCUUCUUUGGAAGAAGAUACGGGGUCGUGAUACCGACAAGAGAAGAAUGGAAGGCCCGCAGGGACAGUCUACCAGGAACUGGGAACGCCUGGUACACAGAUGGCUCUAGGGCAGAGACUGGCACUGGUUCGGGGUACUACUGCCAAAGGGAUGGAAGGGGAACUUUCUUUUCCCUGGGGCGGUAUGCUACGGUCUUCCAGACCGAGAUAUACGCUAUACUGUCCUGCGCUCAGAGGAACAUUGAACUCGGCGCAAGGGAUAGAAUUAUCACCAUUUGCUCAGACAGUCUGGCGGCACUUAGAGCACUUAUGGCUCAUAGAAUGACCUCCAGACUGGUCUGGGAAUGCAAAGUGGUUGUAAAUCAGCUGACCGCUCACAACAACAAGGUCAGACUUCUCUGGGUCCCAGGGCAUACCGGGAUCAGGGGUAACGAAAUAGCAGAUAGACUUGCAGCUUUGGAAGAUAAACACCCUCCAAUCGGGCCGGAGCCCUACACAGGUGCCUGCUAA